GGACUGUCACAUUGACAGUUUCAAAGAACUUUUUCAAAUUCUCUGGAUCCAAGUGAUUUUACCUUCAAAAUCGAUUUUGAAGUUCAAAAUAAAAAUAGUUUCCAAAUCUCCAUUACUUAAUAUCAUUUGAUAAUGUCUUUUCUGGCAAGAAAUCUAGGUCGGACCAUAGCCCAGGUGUCGACGAGAGGACUUCAAACAUCAGCAGUGAACCAAAAUACUAUUUUAUCUGACGAAUUUCUCAAGGGGCUGUCAAAACCUGAAAGUCGAACAACAUGUACGCUAAUCCCUGGAGAUGGUGUUGGUCCAGAACUAAUGUACUCACUGCAAGAAGUGUUCAAGGCCGCCAAUUGUCCUGUGGACUUCGAAACAUUUUUCUUCUCCGAAGUCAACCCGACCAUGAGCGCUAGAUUGGAGGAUGUCACCGCAUCUAUCAAGAAAAAUAAAGUUUGUCUCAAGGGAAUUCUAGCAACACCGGAUUUCAGUCGCACGGGUGAACUGCAAACAUUGAACAUGAAACUGAGAACCGAAUUAGAUUUGUACGCGAACGUGGUGCACGUACGAAGUUUGCCAGGUGUGAAGAGCCGUCAUCAUGACAUUGAUGCCGUCAUCAUUCGUGAACAAACUGAAGGCGAAUAUUCGGCAUUGGAACAUGAAUCGAUUCCCGGUGUGGUGGAGUGCUUGAAGAUUAUCACUGCCAAAAAGUCGGCCAGAAUCGCUAAAUUUGCGUUCGAUUAUGCCACCAAGAAUCAACGGAAGAAGGUGACCUGUGUGCACAAGGCCAAUAUUAUGAAGCUGGGCGAUGGUUUGUUCUUGAAAAGCUGUGAGGAGAUUUCGAAACUGUACCCACGUAUUAAGUUCGAAAAGAUGAUCGUGGACAACACAACAAUGCAACUGGUCUCCAAUCCGAAUCAAUUCGACGUAAUGGUAACCCCAAAUCUAUACGGCAGCAUUGUUGACAAUAUUGCCUGUGGGCUGGUUGGCGGUGCUGGUGUUGUAGCUGGCGCAAGUUACUCGGCCGAAACGUGUGUAUUUGAACCGGGUGCGCGUCAUACAUUCAGUGAAGCAGUUGGUAAAAAUUUGGCCAAUCCAACGGCUAUGCUCCUUUGCGGUGCCAAAUUGUUGCGUCAUAUCAACUUGCAGUCGUACAGCGAUAUGAUCACCAAUGCGAUAAACAAGGUCUUGAUCGAGGGCAAAUACCGAACCAAAGAUCUCGGUGGCCAGAAUACAACCACUGAUUUUACGUACGCUGUCAUUGAUCACCUUAAGUAAAUUUGCAAAAACUAUGACCGAGGUAAACGAAAGACAAUGUAGGUACAUGGCUUGAGGAGCAUUUUAACGAUAAAAAAUUCAUCUUUUGACGGUUUUACCACACAUUCAUUAUUUAUUUACACACACUGUUUGGUGGACACACACAUACGAGUCCACGCAUAUUUAUUCGAAUUCUGUACUCAUCCGCUAGGGGAAUUCAAUCCGAAUUUUUGAAGUGAAUCUCACUUUGGUCCGACUAAUCCAUUGAUAAUAAUAGAUAAAUGUUGUGUGAGCAUACCACGGUCCGCAGCACCGGGAUGCUCAACUUAAUAACGACGUGAGUGUGGGAUAGAUUCAAAAUUUGUGUUUGCUUUUAAGAUUCGUUAAAUUAUUUAUUAUUCUGUUUAAAAAAAAUGAAAUGAAAUGUGUAAUUAAUGAACUAAAUUAUUUGUUGACAAUACAGUAGAGGUGUUACAUCUUUCUAAACCGAGAAUCGAAUAAAACAAUACAAAAAACAAAA
Molecule: messenger RNA, 1768 nt
Organism: Bradysia coprophila
Lineage: Eukaryota; Metazoa; Arthropoda; Insecta; Diptera; Sciaridae
Gene: Idh3b
Product: isocitrate dehydrogenase [NAD] subunit beta, mitochondrial
Biological process (GO): tricarboxylic acid cycle; isocitrate metabolic process
Cellular component (GO): mitochondrion
Molecular function (GO): NAD binding; oxidoreductase activity, acting on the CH-OH group of donors, NAD or NADP as acceptor; magnesium ion binding
Source: RefSeq, a predicted model, not a curated record